Messenger RNA from Vittaforma corneae ATCC 50505, 747 nucleotides. RefSeq lists its product as uncharacterized. NCBI's taxonomy places the organism in Eukaryota, Fungi, Microsporidia, Nosematidae. The coding region runs from base 1 to 747 and encodes 248 amino acids. The transcript has a single exon. The record is from RefSeq and is a predicted model, not a curated record.
AUGAAUCAUCCUGAAAUCUCUGAAAUAAUCAAUGAAUACUUUGGAUAUCUGAAUCUUGCUCAACAUGAAGACUAUCUAAGCAAUAAAGCUGAUAUUCAUGAAGUUGUGGCAAAGAGAUUGUAUAAUUAUUGCACUUUAGUGAUAUAUGAUGGUCCUUUAAAUGAAGAUGGUAGCCCCAAAGAGGAAGCUGUUCAAAAAUCUAAAACAUACCUAUGGGGAUCUAAACUUUAUUCAAUCGAAGUAUCAGGUUUAAGAUGUGAUUGUGUUCCGAUCAAAGCAUUGAGGUUCCUGGCUGAUCAAUGUGGAACUCGGAACUUGGCGAUAUCAAAUGCGACAAUUGAUAUUGCUGCACUGAAUAGUCCAGAUUUUAGUAAGAUAACAGUGUUGUCUUUGGCCUACGUUAGAUUGACAAAGAUGCCAUGCUUACAUAACCUCACAGGUCUUGAAUACCUUUAUCUGAAUGAUAAUGAAAUUGAACAUGUCAGUUUUCAAAGCUAUUUUGAUGCUAAGACCGAUACAUACAGAACUAUGCCAAACCUGAAGCGUUUGAUAUUGUGUAGAAACCCUAUAUCAAGCAUUGAUGCAAGAAUUCAAAAGGUUUUUCCAAAUCCAUCCAUGAAAAUAGGUCUGGAUAAGCUAUAUUUACGCUAUCCAUUCAGCAAUAUGAAAGAUGAACUGCAAAAAGUAUGUAUCCAGCUUGUUGAGCCAGGUGAGAAGAAAGAGAAUGAGUCGGAGGUCAAGAACUAA